AAGGAGGACAUCACUUCCUGUCAUUUCUACCAGCCAACGGAAAUAGUUAACUGAGCAAAAUGGCUCAAAUGGCAACUCCCUAUGUUGAAGAUGACUCUGGUAAGGCUGAUUUAAGUCAGAACGCUGAUUAAAUAUUGUUGGAGUUUGAGAAUAAAUACAAUUUAGAAUGACUAACCCGUUUGUCUUUAGAUCGCUUCCCCAGAACAGUAACCCAGCAACGCUCGCGUUGUGGAGCGAACACAUUGUCCAAGUGUGCUGCUGCUGGCUAACCAGUUAGCUAGCUAACAAACACACCAGUUAACGUAGUUAGCUAGCUGACUAAACUCAACGAGUUAACAGAUAGCUAGCGUAGCCAACGUUACUACUAGAUAAUAUUUAUAGUUAAUAGCUAUGUCUUAACUAUCUUACGUUAGCUAUAUGGGAAACUAGAUUAUGUUGGCUAGCCUUUUUGCACAAAUGUUUCAGGCUGUAUAUACCAAUUAAUUGUGUACUACAGCCUGAUAUAUCAGACUACAGUAGCCCACUAAUUUACUGUUAAGGAGUGUAGUCCAGCGGUUUUCAAACCUCUCCUCGAGGACCUCCAGACCUUUCACAAUUCAUAGUAAAGGAAUUGAUAUUAGUUGAGAAGUUGAAUCAGGUAUGCUAGCUGUGCAAUAGUUAUAAUACAUGGAACGGCUAAGAGUCCCAGAGGAGAAGUUUUAAAAACCCCUGGCUUAGUCAAAGUGCGUGCUGUGCGCAGUUUUGCGCGCUGACCAGCGAGAAGUAGGCCUAUUCCUGAUCUGGCACAUCUGCGUGUCACGUUUUUUGAUAUGCAGGGUAAAGUUAAUAAUUUCAUAAUGAGGACAGCAAUCACUUUUGCUACUAGCACUGCAUGGUUGAAACAGGAGAAGAGCUCACUCCGAUUGAGUAUCAACUUCCAAAUGGUCUAAACCAGGGGUACUCAACUCUUAGCCUACGAGGUCCGGAGCCUGAUGGUUUUCUGUUUCUUCCUGAUAAUUAAUUGCACACACCUGGUGUCCCAGGUCUAAAUCAGUCCCUAAUCAGAAGGGAACAAUGAAAAAAGACAGUGGAACUGGCUGAGACAAAAAGCAAACAUUACUAACUAAUAGUGAGGUGGAAGAUGCUCAGUUUCCCUUCUGGCUCAGCUCAGGCGCGUACAUACACCAUAGACAUAUACAUCAUUCACACACACACACACACACACACAGUCGGCUCAGACAUAUCCGGCUCAAAGGUCCAGAUCAUGAGCUCCAUCAGCAGCAGAUUUUAAUUUGGAAUGGAAAAUAAUUGUUUAUGCAACAACUGUUAGUGCAUCGCAUCGACUCGUUCUUCUAAUCAAACUGAAAUGUAUCGGCGCCAAUGUAUCUAGGUUAUGUAUCGAAUCGUCUUGAAAGGGAAACUUGCACAUUCCUAGACAGUAUAUGUUUAGCAUUACCGUCUACGAAUGGGCUAUAGUAGCAGCAGCAAGUGGCUCAUUUGAAAUGCAUUAGCUAGCUAAAUCUUUCUAAGUUACCUGUAGUCACAACAGUAACGUUAACUAGCUAGCCAGUAAUCCAGUGUCAAUUUGGCUAGCUAGCGGCUAUAAAACUUUCAAUUAUGUUGGAUUGUUCUGGGUCCUGUUCUUGCUAGUGCCGAUGCAAAUGUGGCUAGCUAAUGCACUGUAGUACAGCUGUAUAUUGUUGUAACACACACACAUAUCAAUGUUUUAGCAAGCCUUAGUCUACCAACUGAGCAAAACACAUUAAUUGGUUCAAAUGUAAAUGCAUGGUUUUCAGUGAAUUUGUAAUAUUUGUUUGCGCCUCCUGUUAUAGGGAAAUACAUUGCUGCUACACAGCGACCUGAUGGAACCUGGAGAAAGCCUCGGAAAGUGAAGGAUGGUUAUACCCCUCAGGAAGAAGUCCCUGUGUAAGUAAUGCUACCUAAAAGUGACCUCUGUCAAGUCAACCUUUAUACUAAUGUUGUAUUCAUUUUGUUAGAAGCCUCUGCUAUAAAAUGGUUGUUUCCUAAUUUCCUCUCUGCGAAUCUCUUUGUUUUCAGCUACGAGAAUAAAUUUGUGAAGUUCUUCAAGGGCAAGCCCGACCUGCCACCAGGUAUGAGCCCCGGGGAUGCGGCCCAGGCAAGGCAGCAGCAGCAGGGGAUCCCUGGCAUUGCAGAGAGUGAGACAGCUGGGCUUUCCAAGACAGCCAAGCGAAACAUGAAACGCAAGGAAAAGCGCAAGCUGCAAGGCCCGGAUAGCAAUGUGGAAGCACUUAUAAAUGCUGUUGCGAAUGUGGCGAUUGCAGAGGGCGGUGACAGUGAGAUGGCUGCAUCUAACCCAGCUGAAGCUACUAAUGACCCUUCAGGAGCAGCAGCAGAAAAGGCCAAGAAGAUCAAGAACCUGAAAAAGAAGCUGAGGCAGGUUGAGGAGCUGCAGCAGAAACUGGACUCUGGGGAGAUUGCGCAAGCUACAAAAGAGCAGCUGGAUAAGCUUGGGAGGGCCAAGGCCAUACAGGACGAGUUGCUGCAGCUUGAAGAGGAUUCAUGAGAUUAAAAAGGUUGUCAAAAGGGCAGUAGACCAGUUGUGGAAGUUAGACUGUUGGAAAAUACAAACACCAAGUUCUAAAAGAAAUAGACAUUUACAUCUGCAUUGAUGAGCUUCCCUUGCGAACAUUUUUCGGGGAUUUGGUGUUAUCAAACAGCCAAUCAACAUUAACUUUGGCUUUGGAAUACCAAGUGUACAUAAACCCAACACCUCAAGUUAUGUUGUUGACAAGAACUGAUCAUGCUUUUCCCACACUUUCUCCAAAAACCAAUUAACGAACGACAAUGAGACAGCCAUGUUUUUCUCUUAAUUUGAAAUGUACUUUUAAAACAAUUGAACUGAUCCCUAACGCUUGUAUUGGCUAUUAACUUAUUGGCCAUUCAUAGUUGUAAUAGCAUUUAUUUUAGUGCUCAGUCUUUUUACUGUGAGUUUCUUAACUUUUUUUUUUUUUUUU
Coregonus sp. 'balchen' is the source of this 2975-nucleotide messenger RNA. The record is from the annotation of a GenBank genome assembly. NCBI's taxonomy places the organism in Eukaryota, Metazoa, Chordata, Actinopteri, Salmoniformes, Salmonidae.